Molecule: messenger RNA, 1330 nt
Organism: Plutella xylostella (diamondback moth)
Lineage: Eukaryota; Metazoa; Arthropoda; Insecta; Lepidoptera; Plutellidae
Product: mitochondrial inner membrane protease ATP23 homolog
Biological process (GO): mitochondrial proton-transporting ATP synthase complex assembly; mitochondrial protein processing
Molecular function (GO): metalloendopeptidase activity
Source: RefSeq, a predicted model, not a curated record
UACACAGAUUAUACCAAAUGUCAAAAUCAGCCGACUUUUGUUGUUAUUGAAAGUUAUUUGUAAUUCACAAUUUAAUGUAUUAAACUAUUUUUCUCUCAGUUAAAUGACUCGAAAAAGAUAAAUACGCCGAACAAGUGCUAUCUUCUAAGUCAUAAAUCGUCGAUUUUCAUGUGUUAAUGAAAAUUACACAACAUAACCUCUAAAUUACUUGAAAUGGAACAAAAUGCUAAAGCAAGCGAAGUUCCCAAAAGUGCUGAAGUGAAACCCGAAGAGGGUUCAACGAAAAGCAAAGAAGACAAAAAGGCUGAGCCAUGGGGGUACGACCUGUACCCAGAAAGAAGAGGAACCUUUUCUCCCAAACUUACAAAUGUUCUAAUUGGCAAAGAGGGGAAAGAGGGCAUUGAGAAGAUGAAAUGCGAAAAAAAUGUUUACGAGUGUGUUAAAAACAGUCCAAUUGUAAAAAUUAUGAUGAGAGCCUUGAAGAGUUCUGGCUGUGCAGUUGACCUGAGAAGACAUAUAUCUUGUGAAGUAUGUGAUUAUUCCGUCAGCGGUGGCUAUGAUCCUGAAUUGAACCAGAUAGUAGUCUGCCAGAACGUGUCCACCCGGCAAGGCAUGGUGCAAGGAGUGCUCGCGCACGAGAUGAUCCACAUGUUCGACUACUGCCGCAACCAGCUCGACUUCAAGAACAUGGAGCACCUGGCCUGCACCGAGAUCCGCGCCGCCAACCUCACCCACUGCUCGUUCAUGAGCGCCUGGUCGCAGGGAGACGCGUCUUAUACGAGGAUCAAGAAGGCUCAUCAGGACUGCGUAAAAACGAAAGCAUUGUACUCAGUACUAGCAGUCAGGCAGAUCAGUAAACCGGAAGCCAUUGACAUAAUCGAAAAGGUGUUCCCCAAAUGCUAUGCAGACCUGGAGCCCAUAGGCCGGAGGAUACGAAGGAACUCUGAAGACAUGACCAGAGCUUUCAAAGAGGCAUCUUAUUACGGGUAUGAUUGAUAUGGUAUGUUGUGGUCGUGGGUAGUUUUCUGAGGGCUGAUUAAAAAAAGAAGUGGUACAAAGAUGGCGUUAUGGUGGUGAUAGUAGAAGUGUGAGACACACGAUAGGUUCGUUCAUUCAAUCCUACUUAUUUUUUUAAUGAGCUGUCAGAAAACUUGAUUGAUACUGCUUUUGUACCAUUUGGUAUGUCAGUUUUCUGUUACAAAAUGUGGGAAAUACCAUGUUUUUUUUACUGUAUUAGAUGGUUGUUGUUAUGUACAAGUACCGCAUUGUUAAAGUAGUUAUAGGACAUAAUAAGUUAUACAAAAUUAAACCACAAUUGAAUGAUUUCAAA